CCCGCUACGUCUGAACUGCUCCGAGUCCUCCCAGCCUUUAGAGGCCUCUACCUCCCUCCGUGCUUGCAAGAAUGAGAGAGCGAGAGAGAGAGCAGGAAAGGGAGGGGAGGCUGCAGCUAUCAUGGCCGAGGACGAAGAAGAAAACUCGCAAGGUCGGCAACGUCUGCAGGAAUUGGUUGACCACCUGUAUCAUUUCCGAGAUCAUUAUUUUGAGAACCACAGUGUGGAAGAUGCUGGAAAAAAACGACAGGAUGUUCAGGAAGAGAUGGAGAAGACUCUUCAAAAAAUGGAAGCCAUAAGUGGCUUAUCAGAAGGGCGAGCGUACACACUGAUGCUUAAAGGGAAAGCUUUGAAUGUAUCAACAGACUAUAAUGCCCAGUCUGAAGAAUUGCUCUCCAAAGCAGUCAAGCUGGACCCAGAAUUGGUGGAGGCGUGGAAUCAAUUAGGCGAGGUUUAUUGGAAAAAGGGAGAUGUCUCUGCUGCCCACACCUGCUUCUCUGGAGCGCUCAGCCAUCGUAAGAACAAAGUCUCCUUGCAGAACCUCUCCAUGGUGUUACGGCAGCUGCGCACCAGUUCUCCUGAUGAACAUGCACAAAACGUGAUGGACAGCGUGCGGCAAGCCAAACUGGCGGUACAGAUGGAUGUGCGCGAUGGACGCUCUUGGUAUGUGCUGGGCAAUGCCUACCUCUCCUUGUUCUUCAAUACGGGGCAGAACCCCAAGAUCUCCCAGCAAGCCCUAAGUGCCUAUGCUCAAGCAGAAAAGGUGGACCCCACUGCUACUUGUAACCCAGAUUUGCAUCUCAAUCGAGCCACGCUUUCUAAGUAUGAAGAAAACUACAUGGAAGCCCUAGAGGGUUUUGCACACGCCGCAGCCCUUGACCCGGCUUGGCCAGAACCUCAACAACGGAAGCAGCAACUCAUGGACUUCCUUGAGAGACUAAGUGGACUCCUUGAAAACAAGGGCAAGGUGAAAGGCAAAAAGCUGCAAAGCAUGUUGGGAAGCCUACGGACCUCCCAUCUGGGCCCUUGUGGUGAUGGACAUUAUCAAGGGCCUUUGGGUCAGAAGGUAGAACUACGGAGACAAUCCCUUAGUGCCUUGCAGCCUGGUGUUAACACUGGUACUGUGAUCUUGGGGAAGGUGCUAUUCAGCCUGACUACUGAGGAAAAAGUGCCUUUCACCUUCGGAUUGGUAGACUCGCUCGAAGGCCCUUGUUUUGCUGUCACUGUUUACAACAUGGUACAAAGCUGGGGGGUCCUAAUUGGGGACUCGGUGGCCAUCCCUGAACCAUAUCUUCGGCACCAUCACAUUCAGCACCAGAACAAAAGUUUUACUUUUUCUGGCAUCCGCGUAGAGACUCCUCUGGUUCUGGUGGUGAACGGCAAAGUGCAAGGAUCGCAAAACCAGGCCGCCGCAACCAUUGCCUAUCAGGCACAAAGUGAAUGAGGAGAGAUGAAGGACAAAAUUUCCAGGGAUGCUCAAGAGUUUUAUGCUACAUCAGUUCUCUCUCUGCCUACUUUUUUAGUAGUUUAGAGAGAUGGGACGGAUUCGUAAAAUACCAUCCAGCCGUUAAGUGAAGGAGUGAGAGAAAAAGGGAAUUGCAGAACAUUUGUUCAACCUGGUGCUUAAUUCUCAUCUCUUUUGGGUUUUUUUCCCCCCAAGUUUCUUUUCCACAGACAGCUGUUUUGCUUUCAUUUGUACUGAAAUGAGUGUCUACAGAAAAUCAGAGGGCUGCUCGUUUUGUUCCCCUUCUCUUUAGUUUUCUCCUCCUUUUCUGAUCCCUUCUUUCAUCUUUGCUCUUGCUUUGCCUCCAUCGCAUUUAAGUUUGGGCAGUCGGUCAGUGUAGAUUUUUUUUUAGAUCCCGUUCAUCUGAAUCAAACUCUGUUUUUCUUACAGUUUAUUAAUGAAGUCAGUGGGACUUAGGCUAGCCUGGCUAUCCUAAAUCCCACUGUCUUGUGGGUCAGUAUGAUCAACGCUACACCCAACUCGUUAUUUCUUUGUAAAUGGAAGAGAUGCUUUCUGUAUUUAUUUGAUAUUAUUUUGAGAUGUUUUUUUUGUAAUUUUUGUAUAAUUUUUCCUCUGGACUCCUGAUCUUUUCCCUUCCAACCAAUAAAAUGAGUCCUUUGCCAUAA
Molecule: messenger RNA, 2130 nt
Organism: Crotalus tigris (Tiger rattlesnake)
Lineage: Eukaryota; Metazoa; Chordata; Lepidosauria; Squamata; Viperidae
Gene: TTC5
Product: tetratricopeptide repeat domain 5
Exons: 10
Coding region: 122-1444 (440 amino acids)
Molecular function (GO): protein binding
Source: RefSeq, a predicted model, not a curated record